CAAAAACCAGAACGAGGCGAAGCAGGUAAAUGGAGCCGGCUAGGGAAGAGGUCAAAGACAGUUGAGGGUUGGAGAGCAGGCUGGGUGUUAUAUAGCAGGAGGAGCAGGUGUGUGAGAUAAGGUGAUGACAGGGUGCAGGUGAUGGUAAUUAAGUGGCCGACGGCUUGAUUGAGGAGGCAGCAGAGGCAGAGGAGGCUGUCAGUCUGGGAGUCAUGACAGUAGAUCUGUCAGGAUUCUCAAAUCCUAGCAUUUACCGUUUAUUUUCUAUCAGAAGCUAACGCAGGAGAUAGUUGUAGGAGACUAUUAUAUGUUCAGCCUGCAUAAAAACUCAAAGGGACUGGUUAUAAUGAGAAAUAAUCCACACCUUUAAGAUUUAGUUCACAGCCUUAGACCUGCUCCGACUAGUCGUUAGCUCUUCAAUCUGAGCAAAAUCAAACCUAUUUCUCCAAAGUGAGGUAUUCUAGGAUGCGGUAGUUUGAGGUGCAUUUUGUGCGCUACGCUGUCACGUCACUCUCUUUGUUUAUAGAUGGCACUAAUCGCUCUUCAUACCUUCCAGGAAACGGUCGCAUCCCGAGGAUGAGGCGACUCCAGAGGCGUGGAUUCCCAGCACCGCCGUCUUCUUAAGGUUGAAUCAGCUCUUUGCCUUUAGCUCCACUCUCACCCCGCUGUGCACAGACAUGUAGCCUUCCGUUUUUAUUUGUGGGCGCACACAAAAAAGGAUGAGCCGUGUAGCGGUUUCUAAUUAUAGCGGCUCUUAUUUUUCCUUAUUGCUUUAUGGAUGCCUCUGGAAUGGUGUCCUGUCCAGAUAGCGUGGGAAUAUUUCAGUAGCGAGAGGCUGUAGGAUCUCUGGACUGGAUGCUUCAGCAUCCGCCUGCAGCAGAGAGACCGUCUCGAGGUUGUAGUCCGAGUCCAGGUCCAGGUCUGUGCGUGGGGAUGCGCGUCCUCCAGCCGCUACAGAAGACCCUCCUCUCUGCAUGUCGGAUUUGACUCCAAGGAGAAGAAGAAGGGGCGAUGCGGGAGUAUAAGGUGGUGGUGCUGGGCAGCGGUGGGGUGGGGAAGUCCGCGCUCACGGUCCAGUUCGUCACCGGGACCUUUAUAGAGAAGUACGACCCGACCAUUGAAGAUUUCUACAGGAAGGAGAUCGAGGUGGAUUCCUCUCCGUCGGUGCUGGAGAUCCUGGACACUGCAGGCACCGAACAGUUCGCCUCCAUGAGGGACCUCUACAUCAGGAACGGCCAGGGCUUCAUCCUGGUCUACAGCCUGGUCAACCAGCAAAGUUUUCAGGACAUCAAGCCCAUGAGAGACCAGAUCAUCAGGGUCAAGAGGUACCAGCAGGUGCCAGUGGUGCUGGUGGGCAAUAAGGUGGAUCUGGAGGACGAGAGGGAAGUGUCCCCCAGCGAGGGCCAGGCACUGGCAGAGGACUGGGGCUGCCCUUUCAUGGAGACGUCGGCCAAGAGCAAGACGAUGGUGGACGAGCUUUUUGCUGAAAUCGUCAGACAGAUGGACUUCUGCCCUCUGCCCAGCCGAAGAGAAACCUGCUGCCCCACCUGCAGCGUCCAGUAGCAACCUGAUAGAAAUUAGAGUGCAAAUGUAUUUGUGUCAGUUCAAAAAGAAAGUUAGAGGGAAAACCCCUGUUGUGCUAUUCAAGUUCUACCUGCUUCCUGUAUGUGCAAAUUAAGGCCUGCUCUCUGGACAAGAGGUUUGUGGGAAAUCACUCACUGACAAAGGCUGGGGGGGUGUUAGAUUUAAACAUUCGUCACUUCUCAGACAUUGAGAGAACAAGCAGCACUUGACCUCCAGCACCCAUCACCGUUCUGCUGAUUGUUUCGGAGUGAUUUCCCUGAGUUUCCCUAAAGCACCGUGGUGCCAAAGCCAUCAACCAAGAGGAUAAGUGGUGCUAAAUGCUUUUUGGAAAGCAGCCAUAGGUCAAAGCAGGUAUUAUUAGUUUCUUCUUCUUCUUCUUCUUCUUCUUCUGCUUGUGUUGUUCUCUUUGCACCUUUGGGACAUAUUUGACUGUGCAAGACAGACACUACACAGAGUUCAUUUCACAGCAGGCCCGCCUAACUAAGAAUGAAUGAAAAGAUGAACGAAUGUCUCAAAAAGAAAAUAAAACAAAAACGCACCUUUGGGGGGAAUUCAUGCUGAAGGUCCCAAAUGCUGACAUACUGUGGAUGAUGUGUGCAUGACGCUGUAGUGUCACACUGACAUUGAGUACAAUCAACCACACCCAAAGAGACAGCGAUCAGUCAGUGGUUCAAAUGUACAACACUCGUGUUUUCACACUGCAGACAGAACAAAUGCCUUGUUACAUGUUUAAGAUAAGCAUCAGUGUCAGUGUGUAGCUAAUCUAUGCUAAUUCACAUCAGAUAUGUUAGUAGUUUGAUGUCAGAAACACUUAUUUUCAACAAAAAAUAAAACUUUAUGCACAA
Messenger RNA from Nothobranchius furzeri (turquoise killifish), 2429 nucleotides. Its product is annotated as ras-related protein Rap-2a. Gene Ontology annotation, molecular function: GTPase activity; GTP binding; GDP binding. The record is from RefSeq and is a predicted model, not a curated record. Gene Ontology annotation, cellular component: plasma membrane. Gene Ontology annotation, biological process: Rap protein signal transduction; negative regulation of cell migration. NCBI's taxonomy places the organism in Eukaryota, Metazoa, Chordata, Actinopteri, Cyprinodontiformes, Nothobranchiidae.